CGGCACGUGAUCGACUUACGACCUUCGUAAACUCGGGCUAUUGUGGUGCCCCGCAGGGGUGCCCUCAUGUCUUAGCUGCUACCUAUGGUCUUUACCGAAACCAGUCUUUCAAUAAAUUCCCGCUCAUGCACUCUCCUACUUCUAUCCGCUUUGCCCAACUCUUUAUCUUGCAACACCAACGUCUGUCUUUCUCUUCAUUCUACUACCUUGCAACACAAGACUACUAUAGACCACCAACCACACGUUUAUUCUGCACAACCGCAUCUCUAAAAAUGCCGAGCUACAUUGUUACCCUUAAGGAGAACGCUACUCCCGAGGAAGUGGCCGCAGCGAAGAAGCACGCUCAGGACCAGGGCGGCAAGAUUGGCCACGAAUACAGCCUCAUCAAGGCUUUCUCUGUCACAUUCCCUAACGAUGCCUUGACUACGCUGGAGUCCCACGAGCAUGUUAAAGCUGUCGAGCUGGACCAGGAGGUGAGGACGCAAUAGUUGUCGUGAUGAGGGGCAACUGGGUCUUAGAGCCAUCGCGUGAGCGUGACCGAGCCAGUAUAUGAUGCGGGGCUUUGAAACUAUGCUGCUACGGUACUAGGUUGUACUAGAAAGCUUGACUAGAUUUGGCUUAUGCAAGAAUCGAGAAUAAUAGAUACCUGAUCUAUCAAUCUUUCUUACCAACGUCAAUCACAUGAACUCGUCCAUUUGUAAUUAUCAUGAUUGGAUUGUCUCUAUGUGAUGUAUGAUACAUCAUGUAUCUGGUGUAAAUAACAAGUGGUAAACAAAACAAAGAUCGGCAUCGGCCGCAGACUGUAGCAGAUAAGGACCCUUAUCAAUUCCAUUCUCAGCACUGACGUCGAUGUUCCCGGGGCUUGGCUCGUGACUCCGACA
This is a messenger RNA of Daldinia loculata, 881 nucleotides long. RefSeq lists its product as uncharacterized. Gene Ontology annotation, molecular function: endopeptidase inhibitor activity. NCBI's taxonomy places the organism in Eukaryota, Fungi, Ascomycota, Sordariomycetes, Xylariales, Hypoxylaceae. Gene Ontology annotation, biological process: vacuole fusion, non-autophagic. The coding region runs from base 126 to 488 and encodes 120 amino acids. The record is from RefSeq and is a predicted model, not a curated record. The transcript has 3 exons.